Messenger RNA from Schistocerca gregaria, 2593 nucleotides. RefSeq names its product N-glycosylase/DNA lyase-like. Gene Ontology annotation, molecular function: 8-oxo-7,8-dihydroguanine DNA N-glycosylase activity; damaged DNA binding. Gene Ontology annotation, cellular component: nucleus. NCBI's taxonomy places the organism in Eukaryota, Metazoa, Arthropoda, Insecta, Orthoptera, Acrididae. Gene Ontology annotation, biological process: base-excision repair, AP site formation; base-excision repair; nucleotide-excision repair. The record is from RefSeq and is a predicted model, not a curated record. The transcript is spliced from 5 exons. Bases 109 to 1221 code for a protein of 370 amino acids.
AUCGAUAAGUAAAAACAAAUGACGAAUUCGCGCGGAAUUGAAGCGUGUUAUCUUGUUGCUUUGUGUAUUGUUUAUGUCAUUGUUUUGAUUCUCCUUUAGAAAAUAAUUAUGAUAAACCUCCUUGAAGAGCCAUGGUACCGACUAUUCUGCAAGAGAAGAGAUUUGAAUCUGCAGUACACGUUAGGUGGCGGACAAUCUUUCAGGUGGAAGAAGAUUAACGAAAAUGAAUGGUGGGGAAUCUUCUGCAGCAGAUUUUGGAUGUUAAAACAAACAGAUAACUUCAUACUAUACAAAGUUGCUAAACAAGUUGCACCUUCUAAGAAGUGUUCUGUUUUGCUUAGUGAGCUGCAUGAAGAUUUGUCUCUAAAAAAAUUCCUUGCUCAUUUAAGUACAAACUCAGUGACUCUUAGUGAAGAAGAAAAGAAACUUCAAAUAUGUGAUACAGCAGAUGAACUGAAUGGAAUGCUGCUCUGUAAAUACCUUAGACUGGACACUAAUUUAGAAGAGUGCUAUAACCGUUGGGGUCAACGUGAUCCUAUAUUUCAGAAAGCAGCUAGCAAAUGUUAUGGUGUAAGACUUCUGUGUCAGGAACCACUAGAGACAAUACUGACAUUCAUUUGUUCAUCAAACAAUCACAUUAAAAGAAUUACCUCCAUGAUAGAGAAAUUGUGUUCAUUGUAUGGGGAAGAAAUUGGGGUUAUUGAUGGUGUGAAGUAUUUUGAUUUUCCUGAUGUAGAGCAGCUUGUGGCACCUUCUGUCCAUGGUGCACUGGCAAAAGCAGGAUUUGGGUAUAGAGCUGGCUUUAUUCACAAAUCAGCAUGUAUGAUCCAAGAGUUGGGUGGAUACGAGUGGAUAUAUAAGCUUAAGCUGCUGCCGUAUGAAGCUGCAAGGAAAGAACUUGUAAGGCUGCCAGGCGUUGGCUUCAAGGUAGCAGAUUGUAUAUGCCUUAUGUCAUUGGGUCACUUAAAUGCAGUACCAGUGGAUACACACAUACAUCAGGUUGCAAAACAGCAUUAUAUGAAAAGUCUGCGAAAUGCAAAAACCCUCUCUAAUACUUUGUAUUUGGACAUUAUGAAAUUCUUUCAGGACAUUCAUGGCCCAGAUGCUGGAUGGGCACAGACGGUAUUGUUUUGUGCUGAUUUGAAGAAUAUUGGAAAUGAGCAAACUCCUGAAGAAAAUGGUACAGGAGAAACAAAAACAAAAAAGAAGCGGACUAAAUAAAUGAAAGUGGCAAACUAUUGAGUCCUGUCCCCAUGUCAAGUAACAGAAAGAAGCUGAUAAAAAAAAACUGUAAAGAUGUAGCAGGUUACACCUUCUGAGUUUAAUGAUAGUGGUGGGCGAAAGAAUGUUAGAAACUUUUACGGUCUGCUCUUGAAGGGAACAUAUUAAUAUUUUAUAAAGUGAAUGACAAUUUGGUUAUAUAUGAAGAGCUUAUUUCAAUAGUGGUACAAGUCCAUUCUUGUUCAUUCUGAGAUACAGAGUCCUAAAGUUAACUGAGCUCUGAAAAAUCUUCAGUUGAGAUACCAGAAAUAUUCAUGUAUUAUACUUGAAUAUUUCUGAUAUCUCAACUGCAGAUUUUUCAGCACUCAUUUAACUUUAGGACUCUAUCUCAGAAUGAACAAAAAUGGACUUGUACCACUAUUGAAAUAAGCCCUUCAUAUGUAACAGUCAUUUGGGAGAUCUGUCUAAUGUGCUAGAGAAAGAAGUAAAUCUGCUAUUGAGAGUAAGCCAGAUGAUGAUCUUCAAUUGCUAGUUCCCCAAGGUAGGAUGCACUUUACUUUUGACAUUCUGUGGCUUGCUGUUAUGAGUCCCACCAAUUUGUGACAUAACAUUUUAACUUAUUUACAUAAACUAAAAAAGUCAUUGUUCAGUUUUUAUAAUAUUUUUUCAUGUUUGAAAUUUCUCAGAUAAAUGGAAGGUGUUUGUUGUCAGCUACAACAGAUUUCAUACACACAAAUCAUUUUGAAGCAUUAUGCUCACUAUGAUUAUGUAAUUGUUUUGUAGCAGCAUGUGUAGACUCUUUGUGUUCACUGUGUGUGUAUUACAAUUACUGUAAAUAAUGAGAGACUAUGAAGUAAAAGUAUGACUAUAGUAUUACUGUUUUAAAUUAUCUUAUUGUCCUGCUGUGAUAUGACAGACUUUGUAAUUAUUGUGUUGUUCUGUUAGACGUAAUGGAAUCUUCAAGUAAAUUUACAAAUUUGUAACCACUUAAUUAUCAACUUCACAGAUUUAUUGCAGUGAUCUGAUAACAAUUUGUAAAGGUCUGUCAUACAGUGUUAUGUUGUUUCUUUUAUAAAUACAUGAUACAUUUGGAGAAGUAUAAUUAGUUGGCUCUUUUUGCCAUGUUACAUAACUAUCCGUGUUCAGGCUCACCAAAUUUACUUCUCGACUCCUAACUGCUGCAAAGUAGCUUUUCAUAUGAAAAAAAGUGUUGUGAGAAUAAAUUGCAGACAUUUAGUUUUCAGUCUUUUUAAAUGGUUUAUCAUCCCUUUGCCAGCUUUUGCGGAGACACUCCAAGCUGAUCACCAGAUGACGAAUAUUCAGAGAAAUGUACAGCUAAUUGAUGUUUUCAUUAAAUGACUGUGAACUUCCA